AUGAAUAGAGAGAAGGUUCAGGGGGGAGAUCUCUCAAUCGCUUCUCCGACGGCGUCUUUUGUGGCUGCCCAAACAGCGGUGAUCGUCGUGACCGGUCCAGAAAGCAUGGACAAUCACUGCGAGAAGCGGCUCUCUACCAACGAACUGUCGCUGUUUUCCUGUCCAGGCGGUAUAGACAUACUGCAAGGGGACAGUCGAAACAACUCUCCACGUCAAGAACCGGCUCCAAUAGCAAUUCCAACGGUUCACCGGACCACCGCGUUUUCUGUUUUGGACAUUUUGGACCCAAAUAAGUUUACGAGCAAAAAGCAAAAUCCUAACCGGACCAGCAGUGAAAUCGCCUUCGGGACAGAGAACCGUGGAGAUGAGGGGCUGGUGUACAGAUCGGACGAAUGCGAGAAUGAUUUCAACAGAGACUCCCACUCUGACAGCGAGAUGCAGGAUGACUUGUUUAGUGAGGAGAGCAGCAGUGGACUGACUGAAAAUACCCAGGGGGAACUGGGCCACCGUGAAGACGACGACAAGGAGAGCAAGAGCCCAAGAAGUCCUGACGGACAGCAAACGCAACAGUCAGGGUCGAAUGGACAAAGUCAUCAAGGAAAGCCGAAGCGAAAGCGCUCUGGCUCCGAUUCAAAGUCGGGUAAGCCACGAAGGGCCCGGACAGCAUUCACUUACGAACAACUUGUUGCACUGGAGAACAAAUUCAAGUGCACCCGAUACCUCUCCGUGUGUGAGAGGCUAAAUUUGGCACUGUCACUUAGUUUGACUGAAACUCAAGUCAAAAUCUGGUUCCAGAACCGACGGACCAAGUGGAAGAAGCAGAACCCUGGCGCAGACACCAGCGCCCCGACGGGCGGGGGGCCGAAUGGCCAGAGCAAUGGACUAGGGGGCCUGAGUCCGCUCAGCCCGUCUCCUCCCAUGAGCGGCCAUCUGUCAAUGCACACGAGCUAUGGUCACGGGCCAGGCGGGUUAGUCUGCACCACCCAAUUACCCUUUCUGCCAAGUCAUGCGGUACUGUCACCUUUCAUGUUGGGAUCUCAGACCUACGGAGCGCCUGCGUUUUACACUUCACACCUAUAAAGACAUGGACAUACGUGUGGUUUUACGCCCAAAUAUUAUGUUUUCAGAGGCGUCUUAAAUUAACCGAUAUUAUCAAACGAAUUGACUCCAAUGAAAUAUGAACUUAAAUAACCAUAUUACACAUAAGGUUUAAGAGAACUAAAGACAUGCCCUUACCUAAAGACUAAAAUGCACUUGACGCAAGAUGGGAAGAACUCUGAUGAACAUUUCAUGUUGCUGUUUCGUCAAGGACAUUUAAUGCUCGAAGAAAACUUACCUUUACCAAGGGAAUAAUAUUUUUUAUUAUGCUAAUGUUCUAUUUGUUUUUCAUUUUGAUAGAAUGUGAAUACUCGUGGUCAAAAUGUAUAUAGGCCUACAAAUGUUGACAAAUAUAUGUCUAGCUUCAAAUUUCGAAUGCAGUUC
Molecule: messenger RNA, 1482 nt
Organism: Oncorhynchus tshawytscha (Chinook salmon)
Lineage: Eukaryota; Metazoa; Chordata; Actinopteri; Salmoniformes; Salmonidae
Product: NK1 transcription factor-related protein 1-like
Exons: 2
Coding region: 1-1080 (359 amino acids)
Biological process (GO): regulation of transcription by RNA polymerase II; cell differentiation
Cellular component (GO): nucleus
Molecular function (GO): DNA-binding transcription factor activity, RNA polymerase II-specific; RNA polymerase II cis-regulatory region sequence-specific DNA binding
Source: RefSeq, a predicted model, not a curated record